Molecule: messenger RNA, 1251 nt
Organism: Seminavis robusta
Lineage: Eukaryota; Bacillariophyta; Bacillariophyceae; Naviculales; Naviculaceae
Source: the annotation of a GenBank genome assembly
ACCAAAUGUACCGGUGCCCAAGAGCCACAACACCACUUUCCACUUGCCCUCCCCUCGCCCUCUAGUAAACCCUCAUUUUUCCACUUGCCACCUCGAUACAACACCAUGACAGAGCCCAAAGUGAUUUGGUUUCCUGCAUUUGAGGAGGCGCUUCCUUCGUUAGAGGGGAAAACGGUUGCCAUUACAGGAUGCACACAAGGCAUUGGUUUGAUUGUUGCCAAAUCCUGUGUGAAGAAGGGCGCCGAGAAUGUGCUGUUGCUCAAUCGAAGCUCGGAGCGCGCGACCAAGGCAGAAGAGGAAAUCAAGGCAUUCAAUGCCAAUAAUGAAGGAGGCAAAAAGACCAACGUAGAGACCAUUCCCUGUGAUUUGCAAGACUUUGCUUCCGUCCGGGAAGCCAUUGCGUCCAUCUGUGCCAAAUAUGACGCUUUGGAUGUUUUGUGCAAUAAUGCUGGCAUUGCUCUUGUUCCGGACAAGGCGACUAAGGAUGGAUACUGUGUCCAGAUGCAGACCAACCAUUUGUCUCAUUUCCUGCUGGUCAAGGAUUUGUUCCCAUUGCUGCAAAAGGCAACCGAACUCCGGGGUGAAGCCAGAAUCGUUCAUCACACUUCCGGAGCGCGCCGCAAUGCAGGAACCAAGCCUGACUCGCCUGGUCUGGAAGCUCCCUUUUUGGAAAAGAAUGGAGGCAAUCUGGGUGGAGACUCUCCUGGGUGGUCCGGUGCCAUGGCUAAACGAUACCAGCAGUCCAAAUUGGCCAAUAGCGCCUUUUCCGUUGCUCUCGCAAAAAAAUUGGAAGGGACCAACGUCAAGGCUGUCCUCGCGGCUCCCGGAAUCACGUCCACUGGAAUGUGGGGGCACGCCCUGUCCAAAACCCAGCAGGCAUCGUUUGGAGACCGUAUCAUGAAUGCCAUUAUGGCUCGGCUAGUCCAGAGUGGUCCCGAUGGAGCCAUGCCGAUACUCCGUGCCUGCUUUGAUCCUGCCACGGAAAACGGAGACUUUUUUGAGCCGGAAAAGUGGAGUAAUGCCUAUGGGCCAGCCAUCAAGGUAGAAUACGACGAGAAGACAGCGAAUCCUGAAAAUGCCACUCUUUUGUGGGGCAAGUCGGAAGAGGCAGUGGGCAAAUUCGAUAUCUAGAUACACGUGGUUGGAGCCGGCCAAGGGAUGCAGCACCCCAGAGGUUGGUUGACGUACAUGACAUGUAAACAGCCCUACUACAUCUAUUAAUACUUAUCAUUCAAUGUGUUUCGGACUUUU